Molecule: messenger RNA, 719 nt
Organism: Nestor notabilis (Kea)
Lineage: Eukaryota; Metazoa; Chordata; Aves; Psittaciformes; Psittacidae
Product: follicle-stimulating hormone receptor-like
Exons: 8
Biological process (GO): G protein-coupled receptor signaling pathway
Cellular component (GO): plasma membrane
Molecular function (GO): protein binding; follicle-stimulating hormone receptor activity
Source: RefSeq, a predicted model, not a curated record
AUGAACCGAAACUUGCUGAGAAGUCAUCCCCCAAGGGCCACAAGGCUCGUCCCAGCUCUUGGGCGGGUCUUCCAUUGGGGGAGAGGGGUGGGAGGUCUCUGCACUCCUCCUUUUGAAAUGAAGGAGCUGGGCACAGAGGCGAAGGCAGAGAUGUCUCCGGUCCUCACCUGCUUGCUGGUUAUCCUGGCGUGCUGCUCGGGAUGCCAACACCAUGCCUGCCGCUGCGUGGGAACAGUCUUCAUUUGUGAGGAGAGCAAAGUGGUCCAGGUUCCCCGGGACAUCCCUGCCAACACCACCGAACUAGAGAUCUCCCAGAAUGAUGCCUUGGAGGUCAUAGAAGCAAAUGUAUUUUCUGACCUUCCCAAGCUACAUGAAAUAAGAAUUGAGAAAGCCAACAACCUUGUGUACAUUGAUCAAGAUGCCUUCCAAUACCUUCCGAGCCUCAGAUAUUUGUUGAUAUCAAACACUGGCCUUCGGUUUUUACCUACUACUUUCAGAGAUAUUCAAGACAAUAUCAAUAUACGUACAAUUGAAAGGAAUUCAUUCAUGGGCCUGAGUUCUGAAAAUGUGAUUCUAUGGCUGAAUAAAAAUGGGAUUCGGGAAAUAGAGGAUUAUGCGUUUAAUGGAACCUACCUGGAUGAGCUAAAUCUAAGUGAUAAUCACAACCUUGAAAGGUUACCAAAUGAGGUCUUCCAAGGAGCCAGUGGGCCUAUUGUUUU